This is a messenger RNA of Chenopodium quinoa (quinoa), 630 nucleotides long. RefSeq lists its product as uncharacterized. Bases 1 to 630 code for a protein of 209 amino acids. NCBI's taxonomy places the organism in Eukaryota, Viridiplantae, Streptophyta, Magnoliopsida, Caryophyllales, Amaranthaceae. The record is from RefSeq and is a predicted model, not a curated record. The transcript has 2 exons.
AUGCUUUUAUAUGAAGGAUUUGGGGCGCUUAAGUAUUUUUUAGGCAUUGUGGUUGCUCAUAGUCAGGAGGUAUCUUUCUCAACGAAUUCUCAACAAAAGUACGCUUUGGAUAUCUUGACUGAGGCAGGUAUGUUGGGUUGCAAACUCACUAAUACUCCAAUGGAGCAGAAUCGUAGUCUUACACAUACUUCGGGUGAGUCGUUUGCUCAUACGGAUCAGUAUCGUCGAUUGGUUGGACGAUUGAUUUAUUUGUCAGUUACUCUACUAGAGUUGAGUUAUUCGGUGCAUGCUUUGGCUCAGGUUUUAAGUGAUCCGCAGGUCACUCGCCUAUUUCUUAGAAGACUAAGAAACAACUUAUUGUCUCUCGUUCCUCGGCCAAAGCCGAAUAUCGUUCCAUGGCAGUUGCAUACUUGCGAGUUGAAAUGGUUGAAGGCAUUGUUGUUUUUUCUUGGAGUUAGUUGUACAAAGUCUAUGCAGUUGUUCGUGAUAGUCAGUCGGCCUUGGCAUAUUGCUAAGAAUCCAGUGUUUCAUGAUCGUACGAAGCAUAUUGAGGUAGAUUGUCAGUUAGUUCGUGAUGAGUUGUUGAAGGGUAAUAUUUCUACUUCAUAUGUUUUGACGCAUCAUGAGUAG